Molecule: messenger RNA, 1209 nt
Organism: Vitrella brassicaformis
Lineage: Eukaryota; Vitrellaceae
Source: the annotation of a GenBank genome assembly
UCUUGUUUGUUUGCAGUGUUCUGAACCUUUUCAUGUUGUUCUUGCUUUCCUUUUCUAACGGAACCUCCAGACUCCUAGUCAAGCCAUGCAAGAUGUUAUUGCUUAUUGUCAAGCACAAGCAAUUACUAAUGAUCAGAUGAUCCUAUAGUUCCAUGAGCACGUGAUUAACGGAAAGCGCAUCGGCACGAAGAGUCCAUCAACAAUGCAAACUAAGAACUACACUAGCUGUCCCUCCAAUUCAAUCACUGUUUGCAUGCCCUGCCCGACCACCCACCGAGUCUGUCAUACAUCAUCAACCCUUCACAUGUAGAGUGCACAUAAGUGAAGCCCCUGGGGAAGUGGCCGUCAGCGUACGAGACGCAAAGUUCAAACGACGACGCACAAAGGGCGGGAUAGCUGGCACGGAUUAGCGCUGAGCUCUUGGGCUUGUGGGAGAUGUCGUGCACGGGAUGCUCGGCAAUGGUGGGUGCCGAAGUGAAGCCCCUGGGGAAGUGGCCGUCAGCGUACGAGACGCAAAGUUCAAACGACGACGCGCAAAGGGCGGGAUAGCUGGCACGGAUUAGCGCUGAGCUCUUGGGCUGGUGGGAGAUGUCGUGCACGGGAUGCUCGGCAAUGGUGGGUGCCGAAGUGAAGCCCCUGGGGAAGUGGCCGUCAGCGUACGAGACGCAAAGUUCAAACGACGACGCACAAAGGGCGGGAUAGCUGGCAAAAAUUAGCGCUGAGCUCUUGGGCUGGUGGGAGAUGUCGUGCACGGGAUGCUCGGCAAUGGUGGGUGCCGAAGUGAAGCCCCUGGGGAAGUGGCCGUCAGCGUACGAGACGCAAAGUUCAAACGACGACGCACAAAGGGCGGGAUAGCUGGCACGGAUUAGCACUGAGCUCUUGGGCUGGUGGGAGAUGUCGUGCACGGGAUGCUCGGCAAUGUUAUUCAGGUAGUUCGGCUGCGUUGAGAAGGGGCAGAAGCGGGUGGCGCAUGCAAGCAAGAAGAGAGAGAGGACGAUUGGACGCACAUGGACUGCUGAUUCCUGUUGCAUGGGCAACUCAGGUCCAGCGCGGCCGACGUAGAAUGGCCGCAUUGUUCGCUUCUGAGAGACGUGAGGCGACCCGCACAUCGGUAGGGAGCUCGCGAUGAGGUGGGCGUGAUGGUGGCGCUUGCGUAGCCCACCACAGGCAACGGGAGGAGAAAUUCUCCUCACAUCGUGAUUUGCGAGC